Hibiscus syriacus is the source of this 396-nucleotide messenger RNA. Its product is annotated as desiccation-related protein PCC13-62-like. The record is from RefSeq and is a predicted model, not a curated record. Lineage: Eukaryota; Viridiplantae; Streptophyta; Magnoliopsida; Malvales; Malvaceae. The transcript is spliced from 3 exons. Bases 1 to 396 code for a protein of 131 amino acids.
AUGUUCGAAUUCGCUGUGAACUUGCAUAUUUAUAAAGCUGUAUUUUUUCUGGGUUCUUCAUUUGGUCUUAGAAUCAACGAUAUAUCACCAGGUCUGGUCGAAGGUCCGGCUCCCAUCGGAGUCACCAUUGCCAAUCUCGAUAACCGCAGCAGAAGGUUUAUAGAGGAAUCUGGUUUAGCUAGUCUCGGACAUCUCAGGGCAAUCGCGAACAUGACAUCACUAAAUACUCCAUUUUUAAUGCCACAGUUAGAUUUAAGAGCACAAUUGGCUGUCGGAAUCGCUCUCUACGAGGCAGCAUCAUAUGGUGUCAUCCGAUCACUACUCAACGAUAGAGAGAACUUAACAGUGCCUCCUUAUACAUUCACGGUGGGGAAUUUUACCAACCUUACUGCAUAA